Messenger RNA from Pecten maximus, 2562 nucleotides. Its product is annotated as biotin--protein ligase-like. The transcript has 6 exons. The record is from RefSeq and is a predicted model, not a curated record. The coding region runs from base 178 to 1095 and encodes 305 amino acids. Lineage: Eukaryota; Metazoa; Mollusca; Bivalvia; Pectinida; Pectinidae.
CAUAUAAACUGUAUAACGCAUAUAAUCUGGUAUACUGGAAGCAGCUGUAUCUGAUAUCUGGAUAACUAGCUUACAAUAUGUUUUCUUUUGAGUGCGUCCAGAAUAAGUAACAGUAUGCCGAGCAAGAGACGACCUAAUAAAAACAACAAAACCACCUCCUUUACCUGAUUUACGGCAAUGUCGACUGUCUACCUGUACGACGGGCCGGGAGCGGAUGAUGGUGAUAGUGAGAUAAUUGUCAGAUCUCUACAGAAGAGCCUAAAACCAACAGUCUAUUCCAUCAGCAAGAUAUCCCCUGGCGAUAUCAUUCAAGGAAAUUGGACCAGCACUGCUGCUGCUUUCAUCAUGCCGGGUGGCUUUGACAGAGGGUUCAUCGACGCACUCGGAGAUUCUGGUGCCACCGUGAUAAGGGAUUAUGUCCGGAAUGGCGGGUCGUAUCUUGGAUUGGGUGCAGGCUCAUACUACGCCUGUGACAAUAUCGAAUUUGACAGAGGAGGCCCAAAUGAGGUCAUAGGGGAUCGUCCACUGAAAUUCUUCCCAGGUAGUGGAAUAGGACCUGCUUAUGGUCCCUUCAGCUAUGAAGAUGAAAGAGGUGCACGCGCAGCCGCAGUAGACUUCUACCAAAAAUCAGAACCUGGGAGCAUAUCCAGUAAGAUUUACUUCAAUGGAGGCAAUCUCUUUGUCCCGCACAGCAAGGAAUCUAGUAAACUGGGAAACGACACAUCUUCUGGCGUUUCCAUGGAAACCUUUGAGUCUUUGGGUAUUUACUCUGGACUUCCAUCACAGCCCUUAGCAAUCGUCAAAUGCAAAGUUGGAACUGGUGUAGCUGUCUUGAGCGGAGUUCAGUUGGAGUUCCGGAGCUCGGAUCUGGAUGGAAGCAAUCCGUAUUUGAAAGAUAUUAAAAAGGAGCUCGAAUCAUACGACGUCACCAAUAAUAAGUUGUGGUGCUCUGCUCUUCAGGAAAAUGGGAUUAGAAGUGAUUGUCUAAGUAAGAACAGAGACACACGGUUGGUUAUGAGGUCCUGGAAUGCGAUUUUGUCGAAGAGUUUCAAUUUGUCGGGAUUAGUUAAGCAGUAUAUACACAUACAAACUUAAACACAUACUCAGUAGUGUAGAUGUCUCGCUAAGGUUUUAUUAUUUUAUGUCAUUUUUUAAACCCUUGUACCAUGGAAUAAGUUGGUUGAAGUAUUGAUAAUACCAAUUAAGCGAAAAUAUUUUAUAUAUUAAUAGAUUCUAGCAAGACUGAAUGAUGUAGUCAAAACCAUAUAUGAAAGAUUCGAAGCCAAUUAUACGAGGUUGUAAGUAGAGUGCUGAACUUCUAAAAUCUCCUCCCGAAGAUUGAUUAUCAUUUCGCCUGUAGGGCAUAAUUAUUCCACCUGCCAGGCAUAAGAACAGCUUCUAGCAGUUUAAGUCUGAGAAAAAUAGAGAAGCAUUCCUUGAUACUAUGAUGACGUAAUCUAAGAUUUUUCUGAAUAAGAAGAGUCAGCUUCUUUUUCUAUGUAAGUAAGGCCUUCUCAAUGCUUCCCUCAUUCGCUUCAUAUUUAUGAUGACAUCAGUAUUAAAGAAACAGUUUUGAGAUAACCAUAAAUAAUUGAUCUAAGUGUUGCAAAUUUUAUCAUCUUUGAAGUUUAAUUCAAAUAAUUGAAAGCAUGCUUAUUCUGUAGUUCUCGAGGAGACCAAUAUUACUAUUAUCCGAUUUCUCCGUGGAUCGAAUUUCUAUAUGUAACUCUCAACAUUUUCAGGAUUGGUAAAAUCGUGAAAAAUAAUCAAUACGGAAAAUACAAUCAAUAAAAAAAAGCAUGGCCACUUUCAUAGUACUAAUACCUCCUUUUUACUUUUUCUAAAAUCGCCUUGUUUACAUGCAUGUUAGAACAUUUUGAAGCUAUGCAUUGAACAAAAUCGCUUAAGAAGAUGCAAACUGACAUUUAUUGUUUCCCUGUACUAAUUUUAUAUGAUAGAAUAAUUUUUAUUUCUUAUAUACAACAAUACAGAUUAUCACAGUAUCAAGGCCAAUUCUUUCAAGGCUUAGCAGUUUAAUAGCUCGAUUGAAAUGGCCAAGAUGUUGCGAUUUUAUACAGACAUACACUUCAGGUCAAUGGAUUAAUUAGUCGAUUGAUGGCAUAAAAAGUAUUCCUGAAUAUAUUGUAUGUACAUAUAUAAAUUUAAUUCUUAAAUCGGAUAUAAUGAUGGAAUAUGGGCAGUAUUUUUUGGACUUUUUAAAAUUGUCAGACUUGAUCACAUUAAGAUACAUGAUGAUUACUAAAAUUUCUAGUGAUAUCAAUAUUUUUCGUUUCGUACGAUCGAUUCUUAAAUAUUGUUUCUGACGUACGGCGGAAAGAGAUUAUUUAAGCAUUGAACUGCUUUCAUUUGGAUCUGCACUAUUUAUUUUUAUUGUUUUGUUGUUGUUUUUUUGCGCUACAACUAAUACUUGUGCUUAGUUUGAAAAUUACGCCUCUUUUAUCGUUAUGACGAUGUUGUUUAUUUCUUAUUUGAGAUUUCCCUACGUUGCUUGGUUUUACCUGUAAUUGUAUUGGCAUAUUGAUUAAAAUAUAACUAAAAUAA